Molecule: messenger RNA, 2181 nt
Organism: Rotaria sp. Silwood1
Lineage: Eukaryota; Metazoa; Rotifera; Eurotatoria; Philodinida; Philodinidae
Source: the annotation of a GenBank genome assembly
AUGCAAUCUUCUCAUCAUUUGGAUGUUUUACGUGGACGGUGUCAAGAACUUCCAAAUGUUCGAUCGAAAAUAGUUCGUAUCUUUCUUAGUUCGACAUUUUCAGAUACGUUAUGCGAACGAGACUCAUUGAUCGAAAGUGUAUUUCCUAGAUUAAAAGAUUAUUGUCGUGAAAAAUAUGGUCUCGAAUUUCAAUAUUCUGAUAUGCGAUGGGGCAUUGAAACAGAAUCAUUCGAUAAUCAUAGCGAAGUUCAAACAUGUCUCAAUGAAAUAGAACUGUGCAAAAAAUACUCAGUGGCUACAAAUUUUGUGGUUCUCUUAAGCCACCGUUAUGGGUCACGACCAACACCAGCCAUGAUUCGUGCAUCACUUUUUGAAGAGUUGCUUGAGAUCAUUCGUUCGGAUCCAAACCUGAACGCUGAUGCUGAAUUACUUUCAGAAUGGUAUCAACUUGAUACGAAUAGUGUACCGGCUGCGUAUAUACUUCGUCCUAUAUCGACGAAACUACCAAACAUCAAGUCUCGAAAUACAGAAGAGAUGAAACAAGCUGAUAAAGAAUGGCAACAAAUUAAUGAUCGUAUUCGAACAUGUUUUCGACAAACAGCAGCCAAAUGUUUAGAACAAGGACAAAUUAAUGAGAAUGAAUAUGAUGAUUUUUUCAUAUCAGUUACAGAAAAAGAAAUCGUAAAAGGCAUUCUAUCAGCAUCGGAUGCUAACCAACGUACAUUGUGUUUUUUACGUGAAAUUGAAAAUAUUCAUGAUCAUUUAUCAGAUCGUAAAGCAUCAAAAUUUGUUGAUUUACAAUAUUUGAAUGAUGGAGAACCGAUUGUAGAUAAUGAAGCUGAACAAUUACUUAAUCGUUUAAAGAAUAAACGUAUUCCGAAAAUAUUACAACCGAAUAACAUAUUUUCAUACAAAGUACGUUGGAAAUCAGAUGGUAUAAAUCGACGUGACCAUGUCGAAUACAUAUCACAAUUCAAUGAGGACUUCUACAAUGCCAUCAAACAACAAGUUGAUGAUUGUGCCAAAUCUCGUGUCAUGAUGGUUUCCGAUCCAUUGCAACAUGAAAUAUUAGAACAUGCUAUACAAUGCAAAACGUACGUGGCUAAAUUUCAUGGUCGAACUGAUGUUUUAAAUAAAUUAAAAGAUUAUAUCAAAAAUGACAAUGAAAAUCGACCAUGCAUUGUCUAUGGAGCUUCUGGUUGUGGAAAAACAAGUGUAUUGGCUAAAGCUGCUACUGAAGCAUUGAAAUGGUGGUCCGAUCGAUCUGUUUCAGUCAUUUUACGUUUUCUUGGAACAACGCCUCCUUCAUCAACAAUCUACAAAACUAUGCUGUCGAUAUCAAAACACAUUUGUGCAUUAUACCAUCUACCGAUGGAAAUUUAUCCUGAUGUUAUAAAAUUACGUUAUCAAUUAGAAACUAGUCUAUUUAUGCAAAUACCUGAUAAUGAAUAUCUUAUUAUUUUACUCGAUUCAAUCGAUCAACUACAAACAGAUGGAUAUGAUUGUCAAUGGUUGCCUGGAUUAUUUCCAAAGAAUGUUAAAUGUAUCGUAUCAACAUUACCGGAUCAUGGUAAUAUUUUAUCAAAUUUACAAAUGAUUAUCAAUCAUAAUCCAUCUAUGCCGAAAGAUACUGAACAUUUACUUGUCUUAGUAUCACCUUUUCAAGCAUCUACAGUAGAAAUAGUUUAUAAUGAUUGGCUUGCAAUGAAGCAACGUUCAUUGAGCAAUGAACAACGUUCGUUUAUUCAAAAUUUAAUGGCAGAACGAACUGAAAUUCUUCCUCUAUUUAUGAAACUCGUUUUUGAUAUUAUUUUAACUUGGCAUUCAUAUGACUUUAUAGAUUUUGAACUACGAAAAUUAAAGUCAGUCGAUGAUUGUAUUCGUUAUCUUUUUAAUCAUCUAAAAACUGUUCAUAAUCCUAUUUUAUUCCAUCGUGCUAUAUGUUAUAUGACGGCAUGCCGAAGUGGCAUUAGUCAAAAUGAACUCGAAGAUGUGCUUUCACUUGAUGAUGAUGUUCUUAAAAGUGUUUUUCAACAUUAUAUACCACCUGUAAGACGAUUACCUGGCAUUUUAUGGACAAGAAUUAGAAAUGAUUUAGAUGAAUAUAUCACAGAAAAAGAAGUUGAUGAUUCAUCAGUGAUCUAUUGGUAUGAUUUAACAUAUUUCUAUGUUAAGAUUUAA